Messenger RNA from Gamsiella multidivaricata, 1314 nucleotides. RefSeq lists its product as uncharacterized. Gene Ontology annotation, biological process: positive regulation of proteasomal ubiquitin-dependent protein catabolic process; protein polyubiquitination; ubiquitin-dependent protein catabolic process. NCBI's taxonomy places the organism in Eukaryota, Fungi, Mortierellomycota, Mortierellomycetes, Mortierellales, Mortierellaceae. The transcript is spliced from 6 exons. Bases 1 to 1314 code for a protein of 437 amino acids. Gene Ontology annotation, cellular component: cytoplasm; ubiquitin ligase complex. The record is from RefSeq and is a predicted model, not a curated record. Gene Ontology annotation, molecular function: ubiquitin conjugating enzyme binding; ubiquitin protein ligase activity; zinc ion binding.
AUGUCACAUGGAUACGAUGACGAAGAAGGGAUCGACGACGGCGAAGAUCGACAUAGCGACGAAGGAUCCGAGGACGAAGCCGGAUACAACGAGAUGGAGUACUAUCUGCAGCGAUGCUCGAUCUGCUUUGAUGCACGCCUGGACUUCUGCCUCGAGUACUGCCGUGAUCAAUUCUGUCGCGACUGCUUCCAGCGGUAUGUGAAAGAGGUGGUCAGCAACUCCUGGGGCCUCAAUGUGACAAAGAUUAAGUGCCCUGUCUGCCAAGAUAUCAUUUCGAUGUCUGAAUGGACCAAGUACGUGGACAAGGCAACACUUGCGCAGUACAACCAAUACAACCAGCCCUAUCGUUCAUUUUCACGAUUUUGCAACCAAUGCGACCACGAGAUGGUAGUCUCGCAGGUCAACUGUGCUUUGCUCACCAUGCCUCCUCGAGAAUUGAUGCCUUUGUUCGAUGGAAUUCUGGCGGAUUUGAAGUUGUUGUUGACUUUGGGAGGCAUUGAACUGGAUGAUAUCACACCAGCCUCUUCCUUGUCUUCACCAGCAAAGGCCACAUCCGGCCAUGCCUCAACCACGAAAUCAAAACAGCGCCCAAUUAUUUCAGAGCGAGACCAAAAGGCACGCAACAUCAUCCAAUCACGCUCUACACGACCAGGAGUGAUUACACGAGCCGAAAGUAAGCGACAGGUGGAGAUCAAGAAGGCCAUUGUCCAUCUUAGCAAGCAGCUGUCAAGCAUGGAGACCCGUCAAGAGCAAUGGAAAGAACUGCAGUUCCUUCAUGUUCGUUGGCUUCGAUGGGAUCGGUGCACCAACUGUGAUCAUGAGCUGUGCUUACAGUGUGGCGAAUCUUCGCACCAUAAUUCUGAGGACUGCUUUGAACAUAUGCGAUCGCUGAUCACCGAGACGAACGGGUUGGAUCUCAGUACGAUUCAAUGGAAGCUCGCAAACACAAACCCAUGCCCGAAUUGCUGCAUUCUCAUUCACAGAGACGACGGAUGCAAUAAGGUGGAUUGCAUGCUUUGCGGAUAUCGGUUCUGCUGGAUCUGUCGAGAACCUUGGGGAGCUGCAUGCGGAUUUUUCAAAUGCGGCCGUAGAGCUGUGGUUGCCGUCGAUUCGAAUCUUGGAAGAUCAAUUAGCAAUAUGAACGAGGGAUCCACAGAUGCCCUAAUGACAACUCAAGGACAGAUUGCUGAGGAUGGCCAGGUCCGAUCUCCCUCGACUGCCCAUGGCUUUUCGGAUGACGUCGUUCAGAGCCAGGUUGAAGUACAACACGUUCUUGAAUCUAUGCCUGCAGCAACUUCUGAAAAGGUAUACUGA